AUGGUUAUCAUUUACUAUUCUUCAAUUCAUCCGAUUCGACGGCAGCCGGUGGCUUUCUCCGUACACCUCUUCAGCUCCGUCGCCGGCGGCGGUGCAUUCUUUCCACAACUCUCCGUUUCGAGUCUCCACUUUCGAGCUCGUUUCAUUCUCUACUGCCGCUUCCACCUGGUUCCGCUUCGCCGAUCAGAUAUCCAAUUGUGGAAUGCGUAUAAUGUGAAUGGGAGGUGGUUUUCAAGUGAGGCAAUGGCUGAUGUUGCAGCAGGGGGUAAUGGUAUAGUUGGUGUACCAUUGGCUCAAACCGGUGAAGGCAUUGCCGAAUGAGAGCUCCUCAAAUGGUUCGUGCGGGAGGGGGAUCAAGUUGACGAAUUUCAGCCACUUUGUGAAGUGCAAAGUGACAAAGCAACCAUCGAAAUAACAAGCCGUUAUCUGGGGAAAGUUUCUCAGCUUCUCUAUGUUCCAGGUGACAUCGUCAAGGUUGGAGAAAUUCUUUUAAAGAUGGCCGUCGAGGAAUCUCAGGUUCCAAAGCAGAUUUGUGAGAGUUUGGAAAACACUAAGUUGCUAGAUUCUGAGCUGAACACACAUAACAUAGGCGGAGUUUUAUCGACACCUCCUGUUCGGAACCUUGCAAAGCAAUUUCAUAUAGACAUAAAUGAAGUCUGUGGAACUGGUAAAGAUGGGAGAGUGUUAAAAGAAGAUGUCAUUAAAUAUGCUGCCCAGAAGGGAAUCAUUGAAGUUCCUUCUGUCUCCUUGAGUGCUAGUCCCGAGAAAGCUUUGGGAGGAGAAGAUAGUUACGCACAUACUUCAGCUGAAUCGCGAUGGAAUUAUGACGAUAAGACAGUUACCCUGAGGGGAUUUCAGCGAAGAAUGGUUUAAUCAAUGAGCAUGGCUGCAAAAGUUCCACAUUUUCAUUAUGUUGAGGGUAUAAAGUGUGAUGCACUUGUGGAGCUGAAAAAUUCUUUCCAAAGUAAUAAUACCGAUUCAAAUGUCAAGCACACUUUCCUUCCAUUAUUGAUGAAGACUCUCUCAAUGGCCAUGAACAAAUAUCCCCUGAUGAAUAGUAGCUUCAAUGAAGAGUCACUCGAGGUCACCCUCAAAGGUUCCCACAAUAUCGGAAUUGCCAUGGCUACUCCAUAUGGUCUAGUUGUACCAAUCAUAAAGAAUGUUCAGUCUCUUUCUAUUUUGGAGAUAACAAUGGAACUUUCACGGUUACUACAACUUGCAUUGGAAAACAAGCUCAAGCGUGAAGAUAUAUCUGACGGAACAAUAACUUUAAGUACUAUUGGAGCAAUUGGUGAAUAUGGUUCGCCUCUUCUCAACUUACCUGAGGUUGCCAUUAUUGCAAUUGGACGAAUGCAGAAGGUUCCACGAUUUGCAGAUGACGGAACUUUACAUCCUGUCUCAGUUAUGACGGUCAAUAUAGGCGCAGAUCAUAGAGUGCUGGAUGGAGCAACUGUUGCCAGGUUCUGCAACGAAUGGAAACAAUUUAUAGAGAAUCCAGAGCUGCUGAUGUUGCGUAUGAGAUAGAUCACUGUUUGUCGGUCGAUGCCUGCUGCCUGAGAAUAUGCGCUUCUCUACGGACUGAAUUCACUGUUGACUUUGUAUAGUUCGAUUUCAAGGCUGUUUACAAGCAAAACAGCCGGCUCAAGAGUAGGUUUUAUUUUAAUAAAUAAUUUAAAUGUACACUGUUGACUUUGUCUAUUAUUUGUUAUAAAUAUAUUUAUAUCACUA
This is a messenger RNA of Malus domestica (apple), 1728 nucleotides long. Lineage: Eukaryota; Viridiplantae; Streptophyta; Magnoliopsida; Rosales; Rosaceae. The record is from RefSeq and is a predicted model, not a curated record.